AUCAGUUUUUGUAUUUUCUGACAGUCAUAGACGCGUACGAAUUUGCGUUUUGUAAAAAAAACAUAAUUUCGAAUAUUUUUUUUACUUCUGAUAUGGUACAUUUUCUCUCAAACUAAAAUACAUAUAGCUUUAAACAAUGAUUACGCUUAAUAGGAAAUUGAAAAAGGAUCACACUGCCGUGGAACCUGCAAAUGGGUUGACUACGAACGAAUCAGUGGUGAGAAGAAUAUCAGUGAGGGAUAAAUUGUUGAUAAAAGAAGUGCAGGAGAUGAAUGAGAACCUUCCUGCUACGUGUAGUGUAUAUUUCGAAGACCCUAACGUGUUGAGUGAGUUCAUAUUGACUGUAGCACCCGAUGAAGGAUAUUGGCUGGGAGGCAAGUUUAAAUUCAGUGUUUUUGUUACGGAAGACUAUAAUAUGGCUCCUCCGCGAGUGAAAUGUCUUACAAGGUUGUGGCACCCCAAUAUAAAUGUGGAUGGUGAUGUCUGUCUGUCACUACUGAGGCAAACAUCCAUUGAUGAGCAUGGCUGGGCACCUACCAGGAGGUUGAAGGAUGUUGUGUGGGGACUGAAUGCUUUAUUUACUGAUCUCUUAAAUUUCGAAGACCCAUUAAACAUAGAAGCAGCGGAAAUGUACAAUAAGAAUAAAAUUGAAUUCCAAGCUAAAGUUCAAGAAUAUAUUGCAAAGGGCAAGAGAUGAAAUCUGCAUAAUCAAGUCACUACCUAUAUUUUAAAACAUAAUGAAUGAUGCAAUGAAUUUUAUCUAAUGGGAAAUUUAGCAUGGCAACCAUAGUGAUGAAAUCUAGAAAAUACAAUCAUUUGCUUAAUUAAGUGCUUCCAAUGUACAUUACGAAUCUGGUAAUCGAUUUUAUGAAUAGCGGAAUAUUAUCUAAAAUUUAUAGAUUUUUACUAAAGUAAUUAAUUCCAUACACAAAUGAUUACUGGUACUAUAUAGUUAUUUGAUAUGCUUAGCCUGUAUUAAUGUGAUAUAGAGAUACUAUGAUACAUUAUAUAUAUAAUAUAAAUAGUUGUGGAGUACACUGCACCUCCGGCAAGCAAUAAAACUAGGUUAUAAAGUACUUUAGAACACAUAAGGUAACUAAUUACUAUAUAUUUUAUAGAAGUAUUUUUUCAUAAUUACUAUUGUCAUAGUUACAUAUACAUACAUAUUAUGUACCAAAUUAAAGAGUUGAUAGCUAUUUAAAUGUUUUAAAUAUAUGAUUGCAGCAUAGUACAAGUUUUGAUAUUGUUAUGAAUCUGUAGUUGAGCAAAUUAUUUUGCAGAUCAAUGCAAAAUUUCAUUUUAUAAUAAUUUUGUAUGAAAUUAGUGAAUAAAAUAUCUAAGGUCAUGCAUAAAACUAAAUCUUUAUGUGCCUGCGUUUGUUAUGCAAGGUCUAGUGGUAUUUAAUUCAUACACUCUGAAAGUGUAUGAAUUAAAUAUUACAAAUAUAAGCAAGAUUUUCCUCACCUGGAUGUCUAAGACUACAUUACCAUUAGGCAAAUAUUCAAAAGUCAUAUAGAAUAAAAAUUAAUUAUGAUCCGAUUUUUAUAUGAAAUCAAUUAAUGUAGGUACUAGGUAUUUCCGAUUUUGAAAUCCGUCAUUAUUAUAAACAAAAUUACUGUUGUGCACUAAUCCCUUGUCUAUGUCCCAUGCUAAAUUUCCCAAUCCUAGUUUAUUAUGUAAUGCAAUAAAUACUCCAAAAAGCGGUGAUAAUGUUUGUUUUGUCAACUGGUGUAUUUUUCAUUGUCACAGCCUAUUUUUUCUAGAUCUUAUGAUGAAUUCUAUAAAUAGGUCUCGAACUUGCAAGUUAAAGCAAAUAGAAAAUUUGUGUUGUGGCAUGGUGUUGUCUAAUUUUUUACUUUUUUCUGUAUUUUUUAUUUGAUUUGUGUAUUUUAUUUCUUUUAUGCAUACCAAAGUCACGACAUUUUUUUUUGUAGAGGCCCUGAUGUUUUUACUAAUCUUUUUUUU
Molecule: messenger RNA, 1965 nt
Organism: Spodoptera exigua (beet armyworm)
Lineage: Eukaryota; Metazoa; Arthropoda; Insecta; Lepidoptera; Noctuidae
Source: the annotation of a GenBank genome assembly